Molecule: messenger RNA, 3375 nt
Organism: Hipposideros armiger (great roundleaf bat)
Lineage: Eukaryota; Metazoa; Chordata; Mammalia; Chiroptera; Hipposideridae
Gene: SDC2
Product: syndecan 2
Exons: 5
Coding region: 622-1227 (201 amino acids)
Biological process (GO): cell migration; dendrite morphogenesis
Cellular component (GO): cell surface; membrane
Source: RefSeq, a predicted model, not a curated record
UUGCUGCCUCUUUCCUAGACGCCCGGAGAAGCCUGGAGAAGCCAGCUCCGGAGGGAGGCAGAGUGGCAAGGAGGGAGGGAGCUGGAGGAGAGGAGGAGAGGAGGAGGACCCCGCGAGGGAGGCGGCGGCCCGGAAGGAGGGGCGCAGCGGCUGAGCCACUAGCAGCACGGCCGCGCGUCUCUCCAGAUACUCCCGGAGCUCCUGCCGCGCGCAGCGCGCCUGCACCGCUCUGCCCGCAAACUUGAGUUGCAGCGACAUUCCAAGCCAUCUCAUUUAUUCCCCCAAAUCAGAAGCUGAGCCGCGACACGGGGAAGGAGUUCGCGGAGGAGUAAAACAACAGCCGAGCAAGAAGCGAUUCGGAGAGCAGCCUCCCCCGAGCAACAGCUCGGCGUCAAGAGUGCAGAAACCAACAAGUGAGGAGGCGCCGCGUUCUCGGGGCGCAGUCGAGGACCCGGGAGCAGGCACAGGAGGAAGCAACGAGUGCCUCCGAGCCCGAGGCGAGGUCGCUGCGGCUGCUCUGCUCUAAGUCCCUCUGCGCGGGCUGCGCCGGGCGCUGGGCAAGAGGCUUCGUUUCACCCUGGUUGCAAGCGGCGGCAGGGAGCAGCCGGUUCUCGGGGGAAUAUGCGGCGCGCUUGGAUCCUGCUUACCUUGGGCUUGGUGGCCUGUGUGUCGGCGGAGUCGAGGGCAGAGCUGACGUCUGAUAAAGACAUGUACCUUGACAACAGCUCCAUUGAAGAUGCUUCAGGAGUGUAUCCUAUUGAUGACGAUGACUAUGCUUCUGCAUCGGGCUCGGGAGCUGAUGAGGACAUAGAGAGUCCUGAGCUGACAACAUCUCGACCACUUCCAAAGAUACCGCUCACUAGUGCUGCUCCCAAAGUGGAAAUCACCACGCUGAAGGUACAGAACAAGGUACCUGCUCAGACGAAGUCACCUGAAGAAAUUGAUAAGGAAAAAGUUCACCUGUCUGACUCAGAAAGAAAAAUGGACCCAGCUGAAGAGGAUACAAAUGUGUAUACUGAGAAGCACCCAGACAAUCUGUUUAAAAGAACAGAAGUCCUGGCGGCUGUCAUUGCUGGUGGAGUUAUCGGCUUUCUUUUUGCAAUUUUCCUUAUCCUGCUGUUGGUGUAUCGUAUGAGAAAGAAGGAUGAAGGAAGUUAUGACCUUGGAGAGCGCAAACCAUCCAGUGCUGCUUAUCAGAAGGCACCUACUAAGGAGUUUUAUGCGUGAAACUCCCACUUAGUGUCUCUAUUUAUGAGAUCACUGAACUUUUAAAAAUAAAGCUUUUGCAUAGAAUAAUGAAGAUCUUUGUUUUUGUUUUUUCAUUGAAGAGCCAUUCUGGCAUUUUAAUGAUAAAAUCCCAUUGUAUUUAAAACUUCAUGUAUUUCUUUAGAACAACAUAAAAUUGAAACAUCUGCAGUGUUCUGUGAAUAGCAGUGGCAAAAUAUUAUGUUAUGAAAAUUCUCAAUGUUCAUGGAAUCAGUUUAGACUUUUAUGUGCAAAUGCGAAGUGUGAUUGUUUUUGUUCAAUGGUUCGAAGAUGAAAGCUGUUUAAUUUGUGUUAGCAUGUCUUCAAUUGAUCUUAGGAAGUUGGUCUUACUUUGUUAAUUUAUCUGUUGUUCCCCUCUUCUCUGCUCUCUCCUCUUGUCCCCUGGAAAACAAAACAAAACUCUAUGCCUUCUAUAGCUGUUAUGGUGCAAUUUGUCUUUGGAUAAUUCAGAUAAUGGUAAUUUAGUGUAUAUGUGAUUUUCAAAUAUGUAAACUUUAACCUCCACUUUGUAUAAAUUUUUAAGUGUCAGACUAUCCAUUUUACACUUGCUUUGUUUUUCAUUACCUACAGAUUUGCAACAGCAAAUUAAUGUGUAAAAUUGGAUUAUUACCAGAAAACUGUUUAGUCAUAUCUAUCUAAUCAGGUCUUCUUUUGGGAGGAUUUGAUGUGAGUUUCUGACAAGCCUCAGCAAACCCAAAGAUGCUAACAGUAUUUUGAGAAGUUGCUGCAGAUUCCUUUGGCCACUGUAUUUGUUAAUUUCUUGCAAUUUGAAGGUACGAGUAGGGGUUUAAGGGAAAAAAAAUCAGUUUUUGUUCUUAAAAUGCUUUUAAGUUGUAAACGUCUUUUUAAGCCUUUGAAGUGCCUAUGAUUCUAUGUAACUCGUCACAGACUGGUGUUAAUGAGUAUAUAUAACAGUUUAAAAAGUUGGUAUUUUAUAAGCACAGACAAUUCUAAUGGUAACUUUUGUAGUAUUACGAAUAGACAUAAAUUGUAAUUUGGGAACAUAAAAACUACUGAAUAAAUCAUGUGGCCUAAUAUUGAAAAUGUCACUGUUAUAAAUUUUGUACAUUUUGAUCAAAUGUACAUCUCCCCUUUGCUAGUAACCGUCUUCUCUCAAGGAUGACAUGGGUUUGAUUUCUGAGUGUUCCACAACGUCUGCAAAUCAAAACCAAAGAACUCAUCAUUGAGGCUGUUGCAGAUUCGCCUCCGAAUCAACCAGAGGAAAUCUGAAGAUAUUGUCCUGUGUGUGUUGGGGUGUAGAUAUUGAAAGACUGCCAGGGCGGGAGUUGUGAAGUUUGCAACCUUUAUAGGAGAGCUGAUGGCAAUGUUGAGACAGAUGUCUGCUUUUGCAAACUACUUUUAGGGCUAUAAAUUCCAAAGAACUGAAGGGGCUUCCUUGACGUCGGUAUCUAAGGUUUAGUUUUGUAGUUUGAUUUACCUUUGAACUGUGCUCCAAAUCUCUCCUGAAGCUAAUGAAGUACUAAUAGAUGGGAGGGCAUGGAGGCUCUGCAUUAAAAAGAGGUCCUCACUGUUUAGGAUUGAAAUUGCUGGCAAGCCGUUAUGCCUGAGGAGGAGACAGAAGUCUGAGGGUACCCUGCCUGGGUACUUCUUUCUAACUGAACAAUUUCUUUUUCUAUUUUACCAUUAACAUUGUUUAAAAUUAUGAGCCACCAAAGUAUACCUUUCCAACAUAUAAUUUACUUUUAAUAAAGUAUGACUACUUCAUAUAGAUAGAAAACAGUCCCUGGAAUUGCCACAGGACUCAUUUAAACAACGAAAUUUAAAGCAACACUUGGAACAGUGUUUACUUAAAUUCUUAAUGGCCUUAAUUCUCACAUUCCUGCCCCAUCACGUACAGAAUCGAUUAAAAGGAAGUGAUAGCACCUUCUGAAGCGACACGAUGUCCCUCAGUUACAGAGGUUCAGAGAAUAGUGGGCAGCCCUCUAACAGUGCAACGCAGAAUGAAAUUCAGUUCAUAGAAUAACAACUGUUUGGGAUAUCUAUGCCAGGAAAAGAAAAUUUCUGGCAAAUAUUUUGUCACUGCUGUAAAGCAAAAUAUUUGUUAAAGUGCCAAAAUAAAGCCUGUCAUGCUGAAAGUAAACAAAAUCA